UUUGGUAGACCCUGAAUGGUUUGAGUUUGAUUAAAUUUUCUUCGCUGUUUGCAAAAGGGAUUUAACAUAUGUCAUUUUUUUGGUAUUCAGAAACAUGUCGGAUCUUUGAGAUAUUAAUAAAGGACGUAUAUUGAAUUCUGGUAAAGAAAGACUGUUCUGUGAGAAGAACAAUGGCACGGAUAACAAACAAGAAUUGCCAAAGAGAAGCCCACUUUACAUUUAUUUGGAUAAUUGAAAAUGGCUCUGCUCUGCUGGUUCCAAAUUACGUAAAGAGUCCGGAGUUCACUGUACGGUCAAUGGAAAGGACAAAAUGGAUGUUGUCCUUGGAAACAGUUUCCGAUUUUGAAAGUUUCGAAAUUUAUAUAAACAGAAGGGAUGACAAUGGUCCAGACAGCAUACAAAUGGAAUUCGAACUCUCUCUUCUAGACAUCAAUGGAAUUCCUUUGAAGAUGGAAUCAUCUAAAACAGAACUUAAGAAAAAAGCAGACCUGAAAUUAUUUGAUCAUGAAGUACUGAAUCAAAGUAGAGCUGAGAUCUUAUCAAAUGAUGCGCUCACUGUUCGCUGCCGAAUGUGGCGAACUGGAGCAGAAGCACUGAAAUCCGAAAUGUGCUUUGCUCGCACUUGCAUGGGAAUGGACCGACGUUCUUUUAUUUGGGCCAUUAGAGAAUUCAGUAGCAUUCAACAGGAAGAGAAAAGAACAUACUAUCUCAAUCCAAGAUCACGUGGAUCCCCACAAUUGGUACUGAAUCUCUUUUUGAGUGAAAAAGAAGGUGAAAAUUACGUGAACAUUGAAAUAUCUCGAAAUGAUACCACAAAGAGCCAUUUUAUUCUUUGCAGAAUCUCUCUCUUAGACAAUUAUGGAAGAGUAGUGCAUUCCAAGAAAACUGUGUCCUUUGCUUGUGCUAAUUAUAAAGAAAUUGAUACAAUUCAAUUCUACUCAAAGGAGAAGCUUAUGACUGAUAAGUCUUCCUUAUUGCAGAACGAUGUUUUAUUUUUGAGAUGUGAAUUUCAAGUUGAAACUGAACCAAUAUGGAGUGGGAUUGAAAAUUACAGAUAUUUAAAUUUAGAAAACCUGCAACAGGAAACGAUUGAAAUGCGUCAAAUGCAGCUAACAAUACCGAACGAGUGCUGCACUUCUGGUUGUCCCUUCAAAAAGACCUUAGAAGUUAUGCACGGAGAUGAAAACUUGAGCGAUGUCACCCUCCAGGCAGGGGGGAAGUCACUGCAACAGGAAACGACUGAAGAAAACCUGCAACAGGGAACGACUGAAAUGCGUCAAAUGCAGCUAGCAAUACCGAAGGAGUGCUGCACUUCUGGUUGUCCCUUCAAAAAGACCUUAGAAGUUAUGCACGGAGAUGAAAACUUGAACGAUGUCACCCUCCGGGCAGGGGGGAAGUCACUGCAACAGGAAACGACUGAAGAAAACCUGCAACAGGAAACGACUGAAAUGCGUCAAAUGCAGCUAGCAAUACCGAAGGAGUGCUGCACUUCUGGUUGUCCCUUCAAAAAGACCUUAGAAGUUAUGCACGGAGAUGAAAACUUGAGCGAUGUCACUCUCCGGGCAGAUGGGAAGUCACUGCCUGCUCAUAAAAGUGUCCUGAGUGCCCGCUCUCCGGUCUUCAAAGUCAUGUUCACACAUGACAUGAGGGAGAAGACAAGUAAAAUUGUCGAUAUUCCCGAUUUCAACGCUGACACCGUGGGCUGUUUGCUACUAUACAUUUACAAGAAUACUGUUGAAAAUCUUGAGUGGGAAGGUGUAGUGGAUCUUUUCAGGGCUGCAGAUAAAUAUCAAUUAUUGGAUCUUAAGAAGAAAUGCUCUAUAAUCUUAAAAUCGAACUUUUCGGUGUCCAGUGUUUGUACAAUUUUAUCGCUAGCUGAUAUGCACGAAGAAAGAGAUUUGCUAAAAGCUGCAGAAGAUUUUAUUUCAAGACAUGAUAAUGAAGUGUUUGAUUCUGAUGAGUGGAAGACCCUUAAAGAAGAAAAUUUUCAUUUGGCUAUGGAAGUAAUGGAGCGGAUUAUUCGUUUGGGCAAACAAAAAAUAUAUUAAAUGUUUCUUUGAUAUUUCUUCUUUCUCUCUUUAAAAAGCUAAAUGUUAACCCAUGAAUUCCCAAAUUCAGAAGUUAGAUUGAGUGAUGAGAAAGUUUUCGAUGUCCAGUAUUGCCACAAUUGCAUCACUCACAAAUGUAUGUAGACAGUGAUCUGCUAAAAGCUUCAAAAGAUAUUAUAUCAAGACACGAUAACAAAAUCUUCGAAUCCUAAGUGAGUGGGAAAAAAAAGAAGAAAACUUUUGAUUAGAUUUGGAAAUAAAAGGUUCGGGUAAGGGUACCAUAUGAAUGACAUUUCAUCUAUUCGAAAGGAAUGUAGCGAAUUUCAUGAGAAAAUCUUUUGAAAUACAGGGGGAUUCAUAAAGAAAUAUACACUUUCCAGAUGCUUUAAAACAGUAACAGUCAAAGACACGCACCACCUUAGCUAAUCGGAAGAUAAAUUGUACUCUUAAAGUAUGUGUCUCGUCCUUGACAGAAGUCACAUAGGAAGUAGUAUGUGUGUCAUGCGACUAGUCAGUUGAAAUGGUAUCUGCAGUGGAAAAGGUUUUUUUUUGUGUCCAUCAAUUUAGCACAACGGAAUACACAACUGUUGUUGUGCAAUGGGAUUUUCGAUCACAAUUCGGAAAAGAAGUUCCAAUUAAGAAAAUGUAUCCAUCAAUGGCAUGAAAAAUUUUAAACUAUGGACUGUUUGUGCAAAGGUAUGAGUUCCUGAUGACUGACUGCAUCACAAGAAUUCAUCAUUCAACGAAGCCCAGAAAAAUCAAUGCAGAGGGUGAGUCGUGAAAUCCCAAUUUCUCAACCCAUCGUCUGGAGAAUUUUGAGAAAGAAGCUGAAAAUGAUUCCAUACGAAGUGCAGGUGUUGCAAAAUAUGAACGACUUUAAAAAACAAAAGGGACUUUGGAAUUUGUGCCAAUAUGCAACUUUAUUUUAAAAAUGAUGAUUUUGCCGUUCACUUUGUUUUCAUUGAUGAAGCAACAUUUCAUGUCAGAGAGAAGAUACACAAGCACAAUGUUCCCUUUUGGGGAAGACUGAAUUACAAAUUCACAGAGCAGUACAGACGAGAUUCUCCUAAGGCAAAUUAGUUCUGUGCAGUGUCCGAAAAGAAAGUGUAUGGCCCCUUAUAAGAAGUCAAGCAUAGAACAUCUGCGAAUGUCUCUAAUAAAACUUAAAAUAUCACUUACAAUUCAGUUGCAGGUAACAUAAUACAUUGUUCUUGAUUUAUAGUGCAUUGAUACUGUAUAAUCACCCUGUAUAAAAGAAUAUUUUCAAUGCUGCUGCUAUUAUUUAAUUCUGGAAUUUUGUUCAAGGUAUGAAGAUUUAUCUUAUUUUUUAUGACUGUAAGGGUUCUGUUUAAAACAUGCUUUUAAUAAAAUCUGAUUCUAUGACAAAUGUAAUUAACGUUAACUUAAUGAUUAGAGUUUUCGUAAUAUAAAAGUCUAUAAAUGUGAGAGCAUUAUUACAAUUUUUAAUUGUGAAAAUUUUUAUUGUAUAAUCCACUAAUAUAAUUCGUAAAUCAAGAAAUAUAUUGUGUAG
This is a messenger RNA of Argiope bruennichi, 3579 nucleotides long. RefSeq lists its product as uncharacterized. The record is from RefSeq and is a predicted model, not a curated record. Gene Ontology annotation, molecular function: ubiquitin protein ligase binding. The transcript has 2 exons. Gene Ontology annotation, cellular component: cytoplasm. The coding region runs from base 171 to 2048 and encodes 625 amino acids. NCBI's taxonomy places the organism in Eukaryota, Metazoa, Arthropoda, Arachnida, Araneae, Araneidae. Gene Ontology annotation, biological process: regulation of proteolysis; proteasome-mediated ubiquitin-dependent protein catabolic process.